AUGAAUAUUAUUGACACAAUGAAGGCCCUUGGAAUCUUUGAGGAUGUGGAGCUAGUUCUCAAGAACAUGCACUUGGGAAAGUUUUUCUCUCAUCUCACCUACAAAGAGCUCACUUGCGAGUUCUUGGCUUCAAUGAGGUACCAAAUUGAUGUCUUUUGGAGCAUUCUGGAGCAUAUGGGACAUAAGGAGCAUGGAGGGACUUGGCACAUGGAAGCAGCUCAACUGGAUACGCAAAGGAAGAAGGGAGAAGCCAUCUUGAAGACCAGCUCGACCGUCUACUCGACCAACCGGUCGAGUUCCUCAACUCGACCGGCCAAGCUUCAACUCGAUCGAGCUGAGAAGUCAACAGUCAAACCCGAAAAAUGUUGCUUCCCCCUUGACUUUCCUUUGACCCUAAACCUAAUCCUCUUGUAUUUAAAGGCUCUAAGCCACGAAAAAACCACCAAGCUUUAG
Messenger RNA from Microthlaspi erraticum, 453 nucleotides. The record is from the annotation of a GenBank genome assembly. Lineage: Eukaryota; Viridiplantae; Streptophyta; Magnoliopsida; Brassicales; Brassicaceae.